ACUGUUUAACAAUGGGGAUUAAACUCUGCAAAAGAAUACCCGUCAUCUUCGAUUUAUGUUCCCAUUUGGCGGUGUAAUUCCCAUUUUUAUGCUUUCAUGUUCCGCAUUUCUAUCUGCUUUAGAAUGAUAUAGUUAUCUGACAGACGCAUCGUCUGCUUCUCACAGUUUCUGUUUCCUCUAUUUGACCAUGAUGUGUGAGAAAGAAAACACUACAUAAUGCUUUUCAAACUGCUUCAUGUUGAUACUCUAACUGCAGGUGUUGCUUCUGAAGGGCUGGAUGUCAAGACUGGACGAGCAUGGCAAGUGGAGGAAGCACUGGUUUGUUCUGGGUGACACUUCGCUGAGAUACUACAGAGACUCGGAGGCUGAGGAGUCGGAUGAUCUGGACGGAGAGAUCGACCUGACAUCAUACGUGAAUGUGUCAGACUGUGAUGUAGAGAAGAACUAUGGACUACAAAUACAAACAAAGAGAGCAGUGUUCACUCUCUCUGCGAUAACGUCCAGAAUACGGAGAAACUGGGUGAAGUUACUAAAGCAGGCCAUCCAGAACAACACACACCAAUCAGAAACCUGCAGCGAGAAAGAGAACCCCCUCUCCCGGACACGGUCGCCAUGCCAACCCCCUGCUCGGUUCACCUGCGAGGACUCCAGCAAUGAGCCUACCGGCGCCGCCUACACCACAAAAACUGCAAACCCACAUCAGGCCGACCAACACCACAACAACCACCUCGACAGCCGCCGGACAGCCGCCGGAGACACGGACGCAGAUUUAUCUCCAACCAGUCAGAGAGAGGAGGGGGAGGGCUGGGACCGCGAACAAGCGAAGCGAUUGGAAGAGAGGAACAAGUGGUUUGAGGAGGGGGUCCCCUUCAGCGAGAUGGGCAGCAGGUGGGACUCCAUGGAGCUGAAAAGGGGGAGUGUACCUGUGCCUGUUAUUGAGACCAUGGACUCAGAGGUCAGCAGGAAAUGGGCGGAAUUUGAGACAUUUGGGGAUAUGAGCGCACAGUCUCUCAUUGGAGCUCAGGACUAUCAGUCAAGCUCCCUGCAGAAUCUCAAUCACUCCCAGACCAAUCAAUCGAGCUCAGAGGAGGCCAAACAGCCCGUCACUGUCUCAGAAAAUGAUUUAUUAAGCUCAUCCGUAAAUGGCGCCCAAAACACUCAAACAAAUGCAGCUGAAGUCCUUCAAAAGGAGGCCCUCUCUCUUCGAAAACAAGUGGAGAGCAUAAAGAAGGAGCGUGCAGCCAUGGGGAUAGAGGUAGAAAGGCAGUGUGGCCCUGGGGCCCCCUGUUGGGCCAGAAUUGAAGCUAUGGAAAUAGCCCAUCGGAAAGCACUGCAGGAGUUACAUGAGAAACAUGCAAAGGAGAUCCGGCAGCUGGAGGAUCAGAGAGACCGGAUGUUGCAGGUUGAGAGACUGGCUGCUUCUAAAGGAAUGGAGGAAUUGAGAGCGUCUCACAGAGCAGAGGUGGAGAGAGAGAUGAAGAAGGCAAGCCGGCUGGCUGAAGGAUCUGCACAUGUGGAAACUUCAUCCAAAGGCCAAAUGCCCCAGGCGGACCACUUGUACAGUGAGUUAGAUGUGCUGUCAGAGAAAUACUCUCAGAAGUGCCUGGAGCUGAGCCGCACGGAGCAGAGCAGCAAGGGUCGAGAGACUGAGCUGUGUCUCAAGGAGAGAGAGCUGGAGCAGCUCAGACGAGAAAACAAGGAACUGAAGGCCAAGCUGGCAGAAGAGAUCAGCCGCAUGCGUUAUUUCAUCACAGGCCAGAGGUCGGACACUUUAUCUCUUGGCAACAGUGAGCGCCCUGCAUCAGAAGUGGAGUUGUUACUAAGAGCAAAAGAUAAUGAGGUGCAAUAUCUAAAAAAAGAAAUCAGCUGUCUACAGAAUGAAGUUAAGUCUCUUACCAAGGAGAAAGACACAGCUUUCGAUCGGUAUCAGGAGGCCUACGUAGAGCUGAGUGAGUUGAAGGGUUGGAGUCGGUUAGAAACGGGAUCGCUCAAUGAACACUUGAGACUGGCAAACGCCGCACUUCAGGAGGGAACGAGAAACACCUGACAAACAAGGACCACUGUCAAUGAACUUACCUCAAAGACAGCAAGCGCGCAGAAAUAACAAAGUAUGUCCAAAGCAUCAUUACAGUGAGAUAAGAAGAUAUGAACUGCUGUUUUCAUUGAAAAGAUUAAAAAUGUCCCGUGUAAGAUUUAUGGAGACGACUGUGUUCUUUGAGAUGCAAAGACUGUUGUGAUUAAAUAACAACACAUGA
Molecule: messenger RNA, 2255 nt
Organism: Labrus bergylta (ballan wrasse)
Lineage: Eukaryota; Metazoa; Chordata; Actinopteri; Labriformes; Labridae
Product: myosin phosphatase Rho-interacting protein
Biological process (GO): positive regulation of substrate adhesion-dependent cell spreading
Cellular component (GO): actin cytoskeleton
Molecular function (GO): actin filament binding
Source: RefSeq, a predicted model, not a curated record